This is a messenger RNA of Amphibalanus amphitrite, 1547 nucleotides long. RefSeq names its product homologous-pairing protein 2 homolog. The transcript is spliced from 5 exons. The record is from RefSeq and is a predicted model, not a curated record. Gene Ontology annotation, cellular component: condensed nuclear chromosome; DNA recombinase auxiliary factor complex. The coding region runs from base 331 to 954 and encodes 207 amino acids. Gene Ontology annotation, biological process: homologous chromosome pairing at meiosis; meiotic strand invasion involved in reciprocal meiotic recombination; meiotic joint molecule formation. Lineage: Eukaryota; Metazoa; Arthropoda; Thecostraca; Balanomorpha; Balanidae. Gene Ontology annotation, molecular function: double-stranded DNA binding; recombinase activator activity.
GUACGUAAAAUUUUGUCCUCUUUCGAAUGACGUCAUUUUUAGCUGUUUUGACGGAUGAAAGAAAGCGCGGUUUUAAGGCUCAUGAUUAUAUAUAUAAAUGCAAUGAAAACCCUAAGCCUCAUGCUAAUAAUUGUAUUCAAAAUAGGGCCAAGAAAAUGAGACAACUUGAACUGUUUCGUGCAUAGCACAUCGUCAGGUCUGAAGUAAACAAUCAUUUCAUAGUUUUUUAAACAUCACACAAAGCCUGCUCAGUGAAUAGAUCUUCCUCCUAGUUGCGGAAUGGUACAUACAAUUUUAUUUUCACUGCGUUAACUAGUGAUAAUUCUAAGUAUGGCUGACAAGACGUCAUCAUCAGUAUUUAAGUAUCUCCAUGAUCAAAACCGUCCAUAUAGUGUAACUGAUAUACACAUGAACCUUCACAAAGAAUAUGGGAAAACUGCUGUUCAGAAGAGUUUGGAUGCUUUGGUUGAGGAGAAGAAGGUCAUGGAAAAGGUGUAUGGGAAGCAGAAGGUGUAUGUUGUGAACCAGGAGCUGUUCCCCAAAGCCGAGGAGGCUGAAAUUAAAGGCAUGGAUGCAAAGAUCGCCGAGCUGACCGCCCAACUGACCGAGGAGGCCGUGGCGGCACGGGAGCUGGAGGCCAGACUGAAGGCCACCACCAACAGCCUGACGUCGGAGCAGGCCAAACGAGAGCUCAAACAGUGUGAACAGGACGUGGCCAGUCGGACCGGGAAGCUGGCCGCGCUGAAGCGUCUGUCGGGCAAUGUGACGGCCGACGAGCGGCGGCGCGUCCAGGAGCGUCACCGCCGGCUGGUCACCGAGUGGAGGAAGCGAAAACGCAUCGCCACAGACAUCGUGGACGCCAUCAUGGAGGGCUACCCGAAGAAGAAGAAGGACCUGCUGGAGGAGAUCGGCCUGGAGACGGACGAGGAGGCCGGCGUCACGCUGCCCAAGUGACACGGCCUGCUGGGGGCCCGGACGGGGGUUAUGGGUGAUGGUUCGUACGUGAUGUCCGGUGUGGUGAGGAGGCGCACAGUGUGAUGACGUCGUGGUGUGGUGACUGUGCGGCGUUGGGUGUCUGCAGUCGCGACAAGGCCGAGGGUGGUAGCUAGAGGCGGGUCCGCCUGAUGGGCUCAACUGGAUAUGACUCCAGUAUUGUUGAUUGUUGCAUUCCUGUGCUGCCAUAACAUUGUGUUACGUAGUGUCGGUCUUUUCAGCGGACAAGAUCUGUCCCGCCACUGCCUAUGGCUGGGCCAAGGGUUUGUCAGCUGCCUGGUCCUGUAACGCUCAGUCAGUGCCAAUCUGAGCAGAUAAUGAACUCAUGUUUUCAAGGGUGGUCGUUUGUGUUGCGGCAUGUGGCAGUUAUAUAGCCGCGUUUCGCGGCUAGCUAUUUUUUCCUUGCUAUUUCCAAGGCCGCCACUUCUGUGCAAAUGAAUGAAUGGUCGUGUUCGCUCGGUCCUGGAAUGCGUUGGGCUUUGUGAGCGGACAGCCAGCUCAUUGUCUGAUCUCCGAAAAAUGCGACAAGUUCACAAUAAAUAAAUGUAUUUAAC